UUUUUCGUACGAAAAGGAAUGCACUUGAAGAAUGCAUAAUGAAUAACAAGUUUAAACAUUGCCUCCAGAUCGUUGCUAGUAUGUUCCAGACACAGAAAAUAGAUCUUUACUGAACCGCUAAUGAAAAAAGACGUGAAAAAUGCGGAUGAUACUUUCUGAAACUCGGCUGUCAAGUUCAAGUGUGUGCCUCUGAGCGCUAUUUACCGACGUUGUUGGUUAGCAGAAGCGGCCGCAGUCGACCGGUCAUCUCUCCCGAAAGUUGUUGUGCCGUUUGUUGUAGUCCCCCGCGUUCCCAUCCCUGUUAUAUAACAUGUCUGCCUUAGUAAAUAUCAUAAAACUCUUCUGUGAUGUGACGACGAUAGGCCUGUGUGGUUUUAUGAAAAUUCCCCAGAUCCAUACCAUUAUUAAAGCGAAAUCAACUAGGGGUCUGAGCUUGGCCAGCUUGCUACUGGAACUGACGAGUUAUACAAUUAUGCUGAGUUACAACAUAUAUUCAGCAUAUCCCCUCAUUAACUAUUUUGAGUAUCCACUCAUGGUUCUUCAAGAUGUUGUUAUGUUGGCAGUAUUUCUUUCCUUCAAUGGCAUGUUGUCUCCCUCUGUUAUUCUCCCAGCAGCUGCAGCUUCAUACUUUGCUUAUGCAAUUUCCUCAGGAAUGCUUCCUCAUGCAUUAAUAACAACUUUGGUGGGACUUACAACUCCUAUAUCUGCAAGUAGCAAGGUAGUCGCACUUUUAACAAUUCUCAGGUCCAAAAAUUCAUCAACUGUUUCCAUUCCGUCGUGGCUGAUAUCUACAUAUACAUGUGUUACACGAAUUUUCACAAUAUACUUGGAGUCUGCCGACUUCGCCCUUCUGAUGAAUUUUGGCACUUCAUUUGCCCUUAAUUGUUUGAUUGUUACUGCAGCCAUUGCUUACAAACCUAAGAAGAAAAAGGAGUAAGCUGUUACUCUACCAGGAAGACUUGGACAGUCAUAAAUGGGACUGCAAAAAAUGUAGAAUGGCCUUGGUAAACACUGUAGGUAUGAUAGAAACAGUUAUGUUUACUCAAAUUUUAAAUGUUAGAUAGAUAGUGAUUAGGAUUCUGAAGCUUUUAUUAAGGACCUCACUAGUAUGUGUCACUGUCUCUUGAAUUUUGAAUGUACAACACACAAAUUUUACACUUCCAGUGGAGCUUAAAAAGGAUGAAGACACGAUACUAACAGUGAGAGCAGUGAGUAGGAUGGUGUAAUUUUAAGUCUUUUGAAUACUUUUUAAAAUUUUUAUUGAAAUAUUUUUAUAUGUAAUAGUUUGUCUUUGAGUAACUUUUUAUUUUUUACUAAGUGACCAUUUUACUCAAGUAAGACAAGUCAAUUAGCUGUUAUUAAUGACAUUGUAACCUUACGCAGUAAGUAAAAACGAAAGCUGCUAGGCUGUAUUUACAAAACAGUAAGAAAUCUGUAAUACUAUAAUUUAUGACUGGCAAUAAAUACAAGCUUUGAGGAGUUUCCUCUCGCGAUGCAAGCAA
This is a messenger RNA of Macrobrachium nipponense, 1502 nucleotides long. RefSeq names its product solute carrier family 66 member 3-like. Lineage: Eukaryota; Metazoa; Arthropoda; Malacostraca; Decapoda; Palaemonidae. The coding region runs from base 311 to 937 and encodes 208 amino acids. The transcript has 4 exons. The record is from RefSeq and is a predicted model, not a curated record.